Molecule: messenger RNA, 764 nt
Organism: Gossypium raimondii (Peruvian cotton)
Lineage: Eukaryota; Viridiplantae; Streptophyta; Magnoliopsida; Malvales; Malvaceae
Product: glutathione S-transferase F9
Exons: 1
Coding region: 33-452 (139 amino acids)
Cellular component (GO): cytoplasm
Molecular function (GO): glutathione binding; glutathione transferase activity
Source: RefSeq, a predicted model, not a curated record
CUUUAAUAUUCAUAAUAAUUAAACAGCACCAAAUGAUGAUUUUUACAAUUUGGGUUUUUGCAGAAUCCCGUGCAAUCAUAAGAUACUAUGCAGAAAAAUACAAAUCACAAGGGACUGAUCUACUGGGAAAGACAGUAGAGGAAAGUGGUCAAGUGGAAAAUUGGCUAGAGGUUGAGGCACACAAUUUCAACCCACCAAUUUAUGCCUUGACCCUACAUCUGAUGUUUGCUUCCAAGAUGGGGUUCCCUCCUUAUGAAAAUUUGAUCAAGGAAAGCGAGGAAAAGCUAGGCAAAGUUCUGGAUAUUUAUGAGGAGAGGCUGUCAAAGAACAAGUACUUGGCCGGUGAUUUCUUUAGCCUUGCUGACCUGAGCCACCUGCCAUUUACUCAGUACUUGGUGGGUCAAAUGGGAAAGGAAUACAUGACAACCAGCAGGAAUCAUGUGAGUGCUUGAUGAGAUGAUAUUAGCAGCAGACUGUUUUGGCAGAAGGUUCUCCAACUCUAUGCUCCUCCUUUCUAAGAAUUGAAAAUGAUGCAAUCUGGGGAUGGGAUCUUUUCAAUGAUGUCUGCUUUAUUGUUUAGCAGUUUGGUUUGGUUUGAUUUGGGGUCUGGUCAUUGUCUGUUUUAAGAGGCCAACUGGUUAUCCUAUGUUAGUUGUAGUUACAAUAAAAUGUUGGUAAGGGUAAGGGGUUACAGUUAUCGUUGUGUUUGCCUAUGUUUGAUAUUAUGAAUAAAGAUGAAGAAAUCAUGGAGAUAUCAAAGAGAA